Messenger RNA from Trypanosoma conorhini, 3690 nucleotides. RefSeq lists its product as uncharacterized. The coding region runs from base 1 to 3690 and encodes 1229 amino acids. NCBI's taxonomy places the organism in Eukaryota, Euglenozoa, Kinetoplastea, Trypanosomatida, Trypanosomatidae. The transcript has a single exon. Gene Ontology annotation, molecular function: protein binding; calcium ion binding. The record is from RefSeq and is a predicted model, not a curated record.
AUGCUCCCCACAAAUAGAAGCAAUGACGCCACACAGCGGAAGGAUGCAUUGGGCGCGCUUAGGGAGAGUAAUUUCACGAGCUCGUUGCGGAUGAACGACUCGCUCCAGCGUUCGUGGCGCCCGUGGCCGGGUCUACAAGCAUUUGAGACGCUAUUCGAAAAAAUUGACAGUGACAGUGAUGGGCUUAUCUCUUGGGAUGACGUGCUGCAGCUGGCCGUGGAGGAGGCCACCCAAAGUAUCACCGUCAUGACGGAAGGGGCGCGUUCAUAUUUUCUUUCCCGCGUUUCCCCACGGACGCGUCUCGUCCAGACGGUGCAUACACUUCCUGAACACAAGUCCAUGUUUGCCGUCGUGUCACGAGCAGAGCCUCUCGUGUUGCUAAGUAAGAAAGACUUUAGUGUGGUGAAGGAGUUUAGCAUGAAGGAUCUUGGCAACAAUCACCCUCGACUCGUCGAAUACAUGCCAAUUGUAGAUGUCCUACUCGCCUAUACAAUAAAUGAUAAGACCGUACGCGGCUGGUGGAACGUCGUUUCCAAGAAUCGUAUGGGAACAUUUUCUCCAUUGUAUAUAGGGGACUCAGUAAGGCGCAUUCGCACGCAACAAAAUAUUUUUCCGUACUCCUUCUUUACUUGCGGCAGCCACGGGAAUGUGGUACGUUGGCAAGUGCCCAAGCAAAGAUCUGUACAAGAGAUAUCCCGGGCACAUUCCUAUGAGGCCCUUCAUUCCCCUGAGUCCGGCGGCAUCACAGACUUUGCGCUUACGGAUGAGUCUAUUUUCUCUACAGGGUUUGAUCGUCGUCUGCUUUCAACAAACCUUGAAACAGGACGUUCGAUUCUUAUUGGACUUCCGCAUGACACGAUUCGGUUUGUAGAGUACAACAGGAAUUACGCCUGCUUGCCUACGGUGUCGUAUUCAAAUCGCGUUUUACUCUGGGAUGUGCGGUCGUCCGCGGUGAUGCCUGGCGUCAGUUUCGGGAACGGGGGGACAAAGCCACACACCGCCGAUGUCAUUGGACUCUGCAGCGCCCCGGGUUUACCGCAAAUAAUUACCUGCGAUAGUGCAGGGUUGAUGAAAGUGUGGGAUCUACGCACCCUUCAGUGUUCUCAGACAUUGUACGCUGAUGGAAGUGCGCUGGACGAGGUAAAUGUUGAUUGUGUUUGCGACGAUAAAGCAAGUAAUCUCAAUGGCGAGUCUUUCGCGUUCCGAAAUGUACGCAAAGGUGAUACGCACAGCAUUCGUUCCUUUGGUGCCUUUCCGCAUACGCAAGAAGUUGUGUGUGGCUCCGCUGGCGCCAUUUACUGUCUUCGAUACAAUCAUCGCUGCGAGGGUCACAUUGCCGACGUGGAGUGCGUGCAGUCUGCCUUCUAUGACCCACGCCAGGGCACGAUACUUCUUCAGGGAGCGGCGCGUACAUCAGUUUGGGAUGCCGCAGAAGGCUUCCGCAGGCGUGUGUUUGACCGCGCCAUUCAUGCCAAUACACCAUAUUGGCGUCAAGAGGUUUUCGCCGUCUGCCUCGACUACCCGCGGAACCGUCUCUUCUUUGCUAUAUCAGGAGGCGUGGUGGAGCUGCGCUCCUCCAAGGAUUUCGCCGUUUUGGAAACCUUUUCAAUGCAUAAGGCCAACGCACAGGCGAUGCUCUAUAGUACCAAGCACCGGCUGCUUGUAAGCAUUGCAGUCAACGGCUCGCUCACCCUUCGACAAGAAAUGGAUUCUGAGCUUUCCGUUUCUACCAUUGGACUCUCCACCAACCCCUUGCGCGCUCUAUCGCUGAGUGAGGAGGCAGGCAUAAUUGUUUGCUGCGACGAGCGCGCGCUCUUCUUUUUGGAUUACAAACAGACAAAGUUGUGCCACGUGACGGUUGCGCUGACUUGUCCGCUGCGUACGACAGCUGUGCUUGGCACCUUCCCCGUGGUGGCCACGAGCAGCAACGACGGCGAGCUCACCCUGUGGUCGAUGCCGCCCGCAGAAGAAAGUUACACGCCGUUGGUAUCCUUUUUUUUUGGACGGUCCUCGUCGGAGCUUGGACGCAGCGGAACGGAAAUGCGUGUUCCUCUUCUUGGCUCCCCGUCGCUUGCUCGUCAGCAGGUUGGCCGCGUCUCAUCGCCAACUUCCCAUGUAGUCUGCGUAGCAGAACCCUGCGAGGAGUCUGCCAACGGCAAGCCUGCUGCGUCCCCGGCAAUUUUAGGGAAAAGGGAGAAGAAAAAGUCGGGUUUUACUGACUUGCUUGAUAUCAUUGCCGCAGAUGACAGGGCAAAUGGGGCAUCCACUGCGAUUUCCUUUGAUGAUGUUUCGCAUCGCCUUUUUUUGGCGGACCAAAAGGGAAGGUUGUUUAUAUAUUCUUGUUGCAAUUUCCUGCAAGAAUUUGGCAUUCGGCAUUGCUCCUUUGAGAACCGGACGAGAUAUCAGCUUCAGGGCAUGGGUAAAGGUUUUCAGACGUCGCAGGUGCCGAUUUUCCUUCAAGUGGUUUCGGUGCACAAAGGUCCUACAACAUUCAUGGCCUGGUUCCCUGAGAUAAGCGCUGUUAUCUCCUGCGGCAGUGACUACCUGGUGAAGAUCCUUGACCGGGAUGGAACCACAACAGGCGAGCUUGUGAUGGAUCGGCUUCCACCGAAACUGCUCUCAGAGGAAGUGGAUGGACUAGGGACUAGGAUUCCUACAGAGAAAAAAACCGAGACUUCCCUGAUGUCUUUUGCUCUACCGUACCCACUUUCCACCUCGGCACCGUGCCUGGAAUGCGCCCGAAUUGAAAAAGAACUGCGAAAUCGUCGAUACUCCUCGAUGGUGGAGACGCACGAAGAGCCGCCGCAACUGCCCGCGGUGAACAGGUGCCAAGUUGAUAGUGCCGUGUCAUUGGGCAAAAGGGAUCCUUCGUUGGCGAAAGAGGGUGCUUUUCUGGUGUCAGCGGCUGAAGACGCGAACGAGAUCCAAAGCAAGGAACUCUCUUUGCCCUCUCCAGUCAGCGAUCGGCUGGUGGCGCUCGAAGAAAAAAAACAAUGGCGCCCGCUAAGGGAAGAAGCACGCGCCUUUCGGGAGAAGGAAUACGAUUUAACAACGCGGCCAACGUGCGCUGCUGGAGACGCAGUGGCAGACCAAGACGCGGCUGUGCGACGAAGCCACCCAACUUCUGCAGAGCCGAAAGCGCCCCCAGAUGCAUGGUGGAAGCCUCUGAGUUUGCCAACCACCACCCCUGCCACGCCAAAGGAGCAGGUCAGGGCUCCCGUGUGUCCGCAUAAUAAUAAUGUUAACAAUACCAAAAAUAUUACUAAUAGCGGUGGUGGUUGCAGAAAUACACCGAGUCCCGCAGCCGCAUUGGGCGGAGGGUUAUCUCUUUCGGGCAUAUCAGUGUCCCCACCCAGGCUGGCCCCGACGAAACCGCCGGAGGUUGCAGUGGUGGUAAACUCAGGGCUGCCUCUGGAGGCAAUGCAGAAGGAAAGGCGAGGGAGGGGAAGAGGGUUUCUGAGGAUGAGGGAGAAGAAGACACGUGCCGCUAUAACAGCGAGCCGUCCCGUGAAUACAACCGAAGCUGGGAACGAAGAAGGCGCAGAGCCCUUCUUGGAUAGUGUUCUGCGCAAAUAUGAAAAGGAGCUGCAUCGUUGCGUCCGUGGCCGGGGUGGAAUGGAACGACUUUUCCAUAAAACGCCUACUGCAAGGUUAUCCAACUCAACAGCUACUCGCUACGCUACUCUUUGA